Trichomonas vaginalis G3 is the source of this 244-nucleotide messenger RNA. Its product is annotated as microtubule-associated protein family. The record is from RefSeq and is a predicted model, not a curated record. Lineage: Eukaryota; Parabasalia; Trichomonadida; Trichomonadidae. The transcript has a single exon. The annotation marks the transcript as partial.
AUGAAGUUAGAGCUUACCAGACUAAGAUCAAAAUAUGGUAAUGAAACAACAAAUACUACAACGCAAACGACGAAAGCUGACAGAAAGAUUGAUGACACUCCUACUCCAACUCCUGCAAUGGCGAACAUCACAACAAUUGCUCCAAGAGUUCCAACAGGAGAAGGUAUAUCAGGAAAUGUUUCAACUACUCAUAACAUUACUGAAGCAGCUAAUGUUUCAGCAGUUGAGCAACCUGUUGUUAAUG